Molecule: messenger RNA, 3411 nt
Organism: Ylistrum balloti
Lineage: Eukaryota; Metazoa; Mollusca; Bivalvia; Pectinida; Pectinidae
Exons: 4
Coding region: 1-3411 (1136 amino acids)
Source: RefSeq, a predicted model, not a curated record
AUGGUGACCGCUGUAUUGAAAACCGCCAUCAUUCUGUCGUUGGUUUCUUGUUGUCACGCAGCACCGACUGUGACAACAAAACUAGGAGAAAUCAAAGGCACUGUAGAAAAUGGAGUAUAUCAAUUUAGAAAUAUUCCAUACGCAAAACCACCCAUAGGAACUCUCAGAUUUUCUAAGCCAGAAGAACACGGGCCAUGGGACGGAGUUUUGGACGGAACUGAAUUUGGGCCGUCGUGUUUGCAGGAAUGUCCACCGGAGUUUAAGAGAAUGUUACCUCACCAAAGACAGUCUGAAGAUUGUCUGUCUUUAAAUGUGUAUACCCCCAAGGAUCCCUCUGCCGCGCCGGAAAAAUCCGUAAUGGUCUGGAUUCAUGGCGGAGCCUAUUCAUUUGGGCAAGGAAUGUAUUUUGAUGCAUCACACUUAGCACUUACUGGUGACGUCAUUGUUGUAACUAUGAAUUACCGACUUGGAGUUUUCGGAUUCCUUACAACCAUGGACGAUAGACUACCAGGGAAUUACGGAUUAUGGGAUCAAAGGCUGGCUUUGAAAUGGGUUCACGAACACAUUAGUUCCUUCGGAGGAAAUCCCAGGUCAGUCACGCUGUUUGGUGAAUCUGCAGGCGGCUUCAGUGUUUGUCUCCAUGCACUGAAUCCAACGAAUAGAGGACUUUUUCACCGCAUAAUUACUCAAAGUGGAGUCCCUACUUCAGUACUAACACUGUGGCAUACAGCGAAAUCAUUUUCUUUGAAUGUUGGAAUUUCUUUAGGUUGUACAAACGACACUUUGGAAGAGUCGAAUAUUUCAUGUAUACGUCAAAUUUCAGCAGAACGUCUCCUCUCUGUCCAAGAAGAAUUAUUAUCAGUUCCAGAUCCGGCAAUGAGAAUAGAAAUCCGAAUGGGUCCAGUAGUUGACGGCGUGCUGAUUCCUGAUACUCCAUUCAACUUGAUAAACGACAUUUCUUCGCCAUCACAUAAAUUCUUCCUCUCAUUGGACUACAUCACAGGCACGACAAAUCAAGAUGGGUCAAUUGCAGCUCCUAGUUUAAUCAAUAUUGCAAACUAUGCUAAUUUCGACAUUAACAAUGGCUUUCCUACCCGUGUAUUCUUUGGAGCUAUUUUCCCGUCAUUGGUAUCGGCGUUUUACGGAGAUUUAGUUCGGAAUACAUUACCAAAGACUUAUGUUUGUCCUCUUUACGAAAGUUCUAAUAUGACUGAACAGGCCAGUAAAAUUCUCGAUGCUUUUACUGAUGCUGUUUUCGUCGUACCAGCGAUCACCACACUUAACGUCCAUGCCGAUGGUAACGACAAAACUAGCACUUAUCAAUAUUUGUUUGAAAGACCACACCUGGAUCCAAUGAACCACCAACGCCUUCCUUCGUGGGUCAAAGGCUCGGCUCAUACAUCGGAAUUACUCUUUCUUUUUGGAAAUCAAGGUUUAUUUGGAAAAUACAACAUCACAGUUGAUCCAGUAGAUUUGACCCUGUCACGUAAAAUGAUGAAAUAUUGGAGUAAUUUCGCUAAACACGGAAACCCUAAUUCUGCCGAUUUGCCGCCGUGGAAGGCAUACAACACUGCUGAGCAAGCUUACAUUAGCUUGGAUUCAAUUAUUACCACGGGAAACAGUCUUUAUUCGGAACGUUUGAACUCGCGGCUGUUCCAAAGAAUAAGUAAUUUGAUUAAUGGCUUUAUAAGUCUACAGAGCAACCUUAUUUUCAAUCAUUAUUUCCGCGAAAGUGCAACGUUUUUGCAUCUUUCAGUCAAAAUGGCUCCCUUCCGUAUCGGCAUGAUGAUGAUGAUGACACCUCUUCUAGUAAUGGGACGACAUAAUCCGGUGGUUCGUACAAAUAUGGGACAAGGACGGGGCAUAGUGGAAAAUAAUGUAAAUCAGUUUCGAAACAUACCAUUUGCUAAGCCCCCACUUGGGCCCCUACGAUUUGCCAAACCAGUUGCAGCUGAUCAUUGGAGAGGAGUACGAGAUGCUACACAGUUCGGACCUUCGUGCAUGCAACCAUUUUAUCCCGAAACUGACAAAUUUCUACCAAAUCUGAAUAAAUCUGAAGACUGUUUAUACCUCAAUGUAUACGUCCCUGGAAAGGUAGUGGCUGGUUCGAACAAACCCGUAAUGGUUUGGGUCCAUGGCGGGGCCUUUCUUGUAGGUCAGGCGAUGCUAUAUGACGCGUCUUUCUUAGCCAGUUCUGGGGAUGUGGUCGUUGUGACGGCGAAUUACCGUCUUGGAGUGUUUGGGUUUUUAAGUACCAUGGAUCCAAGUCUUCCUGGAAACUACGGUCUUUGGGAUCAACGUUUUGCCUUGCAAUGGGUACAGAAGAACAUUGAGUCCUUCGGCGGAAACCCCCAAUCUGUUACGCUCUUUGGAGCAUCUGCUGGAGGUAUGAGCGUAUCAUUGCAAGCUCUCAAUCCAAUGAACAAGGGGUUAUUCCAACGAGUUAUUGCACAAAGUGGAGUAGCAUUAUCCGCCGUAACUAUCUGGGAGAAUGCUGCAACAUUUGCACGAGAUAUUGGAGUAUUUCUUAACUGUUCCUCAUCAACUAGUAUACUUGAUGAUGCCUAUAUAAAAUGUAUGCGGUCCGUUUCUUCUGAUGUGCUUGCAAAUACACAAAAUAUUGUACUAUUAGCACAGUCUAUGAAUCAUGGACCAGUUCUACGCAAUAACAUGGGGCCAGUUGUUGAUCAUAUUCUCAUUCCGGACAGUCCAUUUAAGUUACUGACAAAUACUUCAUCUCCUUCCUCUAAGUUCUUCCGAUCGCUGGACUUCAUGGCGGGAACCGUGAAUCAAGAAGGUUCUCUUUUCCUAAAUAGAUUAGCCCACGUUGCUAAUUCUAAGCACUUCAAUUUCAAAACUGGUGUUCCUACUGGCGUAUUUUGUGAUUACCUGGCCCAGAUAUUCACGGCCACAUUUGCAUCAGUGUCUGACCGUACCAUAUCUUUAUCAAAAGUCUGCGCACUGUACAGACGAUCGGACGCAGUAUCACAGGCAAACAGUGUGCUGAAUUGCUUUGCAGACGUCAACUUCAUCGUUCCAGCCAUAGAAACAUUAAAUAUACAUUCAGUAGACAACCUCCUGACAGCUACGUAUCAGUAUAUGUUUAACCGUCCAAGUCUCGAUAGGACUUCACUUGAAACGCUUCCUCCGUGGUUUGUUGGGGCUCCACAUGCAUCGGAAAUAUUUUUCUUGUUUGGUGCAGAAGAGUUCCGCAAUAAAUUCAACAUUACUGUUUCUGAAGCUGACAUGGCAUUGUCACGUAAGAUGAUGAUACAUUGGACUAAUUUUGCGAAAAUCGGGCGGUACACAUGGUUUGUUGGAGCGUACUUCUUCGGAAGUAUCAUUGAAGCCAAAAAGAAAUGUAUUGACACUGAGAUCGUAAAAAUGAUCGGAGUUCCUGUUGCAUGGUAA